Molecule: messenger RNA, 1803 nt
Organism: Durusdinium trenchii
Lineage: Eukaryota; Dinophyceae; Suessiales; Symbiodiniaceae
Source: the annotation of a GenBank genome assembly
AUGCCAUUUACUGAUGGUGGCAUGCAAUACCUGAUUGGAGGUGCACGGGCAAACCUGGGGAUCAAGAAGGGCAGAUACCUUUUCGAAGUCAAAGUGGUCGAGGCCCACAAUCCCUCGGAAGGCGCCCAGAGGAGCUUUCGCUCGACAGUCUCCAGGAAUUUGGUUCGCGUAGGCUUCUCCACACAGGGCACAUCGCUUCUUUUGGGAGAGGGAGGCGACUCCGUGUACUUCGACAACGAUGGGUUCUAUGUGGCAGAUCAGAAGCGUGAGAGUACUUCACAAAGAUUUUCUCGAGAUAAUGUGGUGGCGAUACUGCUGAAUCUCGAUGCCGCAAGCCCGAACGCCAACACUGUGGAUGGUGUGCGAGUUGCACAGCCGCAGAAGCUGCCAGAGAAGUUGUUGGGCAAGCCGCUCUUCCCUCAUGUGAGCUUUAAGAACAUCACCCUGCAUGUCAACUUUGGGCCUCCUUCGGUGCCUUUGCCAUUCACGUGCCUUUCUGUAGCAGAAGUGCCCACAGCAGAUGGCGUAGAGGCUCCGGCACCGACCAAGGAUGGAAAGUAUGAGGUUAUCUUCCCUGUGGCCGUGCCUGAUGAGGGCACUUUCGACUGGUUGGAUGACUUCUUGGACAAGAACCCCAAGUACGUGGAGCUGUCCGACCGUGCCAUUAUCAAGUGGGCGGAGAAGAGCGGGAUCAGCCACACAGAGCAAAGCACGUGGAAACAUUGCAACGACAAACCAGACCCACAGUUCCGCGUUCCACUCCUGGACGACUUCAGCGCACGGCGUGUGAUCCAGGCGGUGGCACCAACUCAGCCGCGGCAUUACAUAGUUAUGGAAGUGAAAUCAAAUCUGGUCAAGGAGGAGCGAAGCCAGCUUCUCAAAAGAUUCAGCGAGAACUAUUUCAAGACGGUUGCUGAGGUGGUCAUGGGGGAACCGCCGGCUGACUUUAAGGAGAAGGUGCACAAGGCCCUGCUCACAGAGAAGCAAGAGAAGGCCACUCAGGAUUGGAAGAGGCGGAAGAUGGAAAAGGAGCAGGACGGGCCGAUUGGCAGUUGGUCUGUUGGUGUGUUGAGAAAGGUGACUUGUCAGAUGCAAUGCAAUGUCAAAGCGCAUCAGGAACGCCUUCAGCGCAAGCGCCAGCGAGAACUGGAAGAGGCCAAGAAAAGAGCUGAGGAGGAGGCCAAGAGGAAGCUGGAGGAGUUGGAGAGGCAAGCCGCGGAGGCUGCUGCUGAGGCAGAGAGGGCUGCACAGGCAGCUGAAAAAGCCGAAGAGGAAAAGAAGGAAGGAGAAAAAACGGAAGGAGAGAAAGGCGAAGGAGAAAGUCAGGCUUCAACAGUUGUUCCUGGCAAUGACGUACAGGACUACAGCGAAGCUGAAGCUGGCAGAGCAAAGACAGAGGUCAAAGAAGAGAAAGAGGUGAAAGACGAGCCGAAGACUGAGGUGAAGGAUGAACCCAUGCCAGAGGUAAAGCAGGAACCUGAAGAACUUGAUGAACCCUGCCCACAGGUUGUGCUCACAGAAGAGGACAAGGCCGCCUGGUUCCGCAAGAAAGCGACACCGGAUCUCACUAGCUGGACUUUGGGUAGUGGCUUAGAAAAAGGGCUUGGAGAAACGCAAGUGAUCGGUUUUGAAACAGCAUUAAUUACAUGCAGUCUUCACCUUUUCCUCACCCAGGUUGCUUCGAACUAUAUCCGCAAGAGCAAGAUCUCAAAUCGCAUUGAAGACUUGAUGCCAGGAGAUUGGCCACUCGAACUACGCAUAGGAAUUUCCUGGAUGUGCAUCACACACACACACACUUUUUAG